UCAAAAUUGAAAGAUUAUAAUUUCAAUAAUGUGUUAUAAAGCAAGGUGACGAAUAAACUAUAAGAAGUCGUAUCAUGUAUCUAUGGAAACAAACAUUACAACAAUACAACCACUGAUGUGUAAACCGACAUUUGCGUUUGUAAUUUUUGGACUCGAAUAUACUCUUAAUUUUUUAAAUGUUUAUUUUAUUGUAUAAGUUUACAAUUAAAAAUAUUUAUUGAAAAUAAAAUAAAAAGGUUAAUACUCAGUUUUAUUAUUUUUAUUACUAAGUAAAACAAUAUAUCAUAAGAAGAUUUUUAAACAUCAAGUAACAAAGUUAUAAUGUCUCGUAUAUCUAAUGGAACUUUGUUACAUCCUAACAAUGAAUUUUUAAUGAAUCGUCCAAAUAGUUGUUCUACUAAAAGUUUACAUGAAAAAUCAUGUCCAAUGUAUUUAAAAGUGUCAUCUUUCAAGACUAUUGAGCAGUGUCGUGAAAAAAUUGAAGAAUUAGAAAAACAAAAUAUUCGUCUUAUAUCAAAGGUUAAAGUAUUGAAAUAUCAAUUAAAAGCAUCAACUUCAUUGUACAACAACAUACAUCAGAGACCAGAAAAACCAAUAUCUAGGCUUUCUCAAAGAUCAACACCUAUUAAACAAAAUUUGUCAAGAUUAUCAAGAGUAGAUUUUGAAGAAAAUACAAAGACUAUCUUACUUCCAGAACGGAAAUUUGAAAGCACGGAAUCAUUUGACAGUGACAACAGUCUUAUAGAUAAUAAAAGUAAAUUAAGAGAAAAUAUUGAAAUCAUUCAUUCCCAUAGAGUUUUUAAAAGUAUGCAAAUAAAAUUGGAUACUUUAGAAGCACAAUGUAAAUCGCUUGAACAAAAUCUUUUAGACGCUGAUAAAUUACUUCAGAAAGAAAAAGAUAUUCAAGAAAGACUAACUAAAGAUCUAAUUAGAGAAAGACAUACAUUAAGUGAAAUAAAACCAAAAUUAAAUUCAUGUAAAGAAACAAAUAGAGCACUAGAAGAACAAAUUCGUGAUUUACAAAAGGAAAAGUCGUCACUAAAAGAUCAUAACCAAAAACUUUUAUUGCUUACAUCUAAACCACAUAAUAAUGGGCUCAAGUUAAAAGAAUUGGAAGAUAAUUUUACAAAUUCAAGGGCAAGCCUUUUAAAGCAAAUGGAUGAGAAUAAUAAAUACAUUGCUGAAUUAAUAACAGAAAAUGAACAUUUUAAAAAUCAAAAUUUGGAACUUUCGCAAAUAUUAGAAAGUAAAGAAAAAGAAAUUCAACAAAACCUGAAACAAUCUUUAGAGGCAGCAGAAAAAUAUAAAAUUAAAAAUGACUUAUCAAGAAUUAAUGAUAAUCAAACGGUUCUUGAUCAACCUAAUAUAGAUACUGAUGAUAAAAGAUUAAAAAGUCAAAUUGAAGAUCUUCAACAAGCACAAGCAAAAAUUAACCAAGCAUUAGUUUCGCAGUCUUAUUUGAAUAAUAAAAUGAAAGAUAAGGUUGACAAAUUGAAAAGCGAUUUAAAAAUAGCUACAGAAUUAUUAAAAAACCUUUUAAGUUUAUUUACUGGCAUCAUAUCACAAGAUCUUAUUUGGCCAAUUAUAACCACUACAGAAGUUGUAGAAAAAGCUAUCAAUGUGAUGAAGAAGAAUGCUGAUAUCAAUAUUAAUAAUAUUGACUUAGAAGACGUUAUCAAAAAAGUUAUGGAUAUCUUAAAUGAUUUUAGAGACAAAAUUAUCAAAAAACAUACAGUUUUUAAUCAGGAACAAUUAUUUUUAACAACAUCAAAUUUAAAUCAAAAUCAUCUUUCAAAUCAUUUAAUUGAUGAGCAGAUUCACUUCUCUAAUGCAACUCAAAAUAAUAUUCCGCAAUUUGAAGUACAUAUGCAAAACUUAACUUUUAGUGAUGAAAGUCUUCUAUACUUAAAGUCUAUUCAGUCCGAACCAAAUAUAUUUUUGACAUGGGGAUUUAAAGAUCAAGAAGAUAUGGCUUACUCACCUAGCAAAUUAGCUUGGUCUGCUGAUUUCAACUGUAGUUGUUUUUAUCGCAGCUCUAGUAUCACAGAACUUUUACAUUUUAUCACUAAGCAUGGUUUAUUUGUUAAUGUACAUUUAGCAAAAAAUCAAAAAUCGCCUAGAAUUGCUACAGGAUUAUUGAAUACAUUUGAUUCUUUAAAUAACCCUAUGGAAAAAUUAAAUUUAAUUGUUCCUAUUAAAGGCGAAAAUGUCGAUGCGAAACUCAAAUGUACUUUACAACUAGUAUGCAACUUACAAGAUUUACUUAUGUAUAAAAAUUGCAUUAAUAACAAAUAUAAUGAGUAAUGUAUUAUGCGUUUAUCUAUCACAAGACAUAGUGAUAUUAUCGGUAAAAAAAAAUUUUUCACACUUAUAAUUGUUUAGAACGAUUCUGUCUUUCUUUUUUUUUAAAUUGAGAUUCCAAUAAAUAUAUUAUUUUAUAUCCAAAAAAUCAACUUUUAAUUUUUAACACGUGGGUAUUUAACGCAUAUAUAAGAGCUAUUUUAAUUAAGAUAUAAAACACACCAAAAGUAAGAAUUUCUCUUAUUACAAAUAAAUAAUAAUAUUGCUAUGAAUAUAUUCAUUCAUAAUACAAUGCGUUUUCUUUUCA
Messenger RNA from Daktulosphaira vitifoliae (grape phylloxera), 2608 nucleotides. RefSeq names its product RUN and FYVE domain-containing protein 2-like. The record is from RefSeq and is a predicted model, not a curated record. The coding region runs from base 322 to 2304 and encodes 660 amino acids. Lineage: Eukaryota; Metazoa; Arthropoda; Insecta; Hemiptera; Phylloxeridae. The transcript is spliced from 14 exons.